Phalaenopsis equestris is the source of this 1567-nucleotide messenger RNA. RefSeq names its product phosphatidylinositol glycan anchor biosynthesis class U protein-like. Gene Ontology annotation, cellular component: GPI-anchor transamidase complex; membrane. The coding region runs from base 34 to 1368 and encodes 444 amino acids. The transcript is spliced from 14 exons. The record is from RefSeq and is a predicted model, not a curated record. NCBI's taxonomy places the organism in Eukaryota, Viridiplantae, Streptophyta, Magnoliopsida, Asparagales, Orchidaceae. Gene Ontology annotation, biological process: attachment of GPI anchor to protein; protein localization to cell surface.
AAAAAUUAAAGUUGACAUCUCAAGCAUCAGAACAUGCCCCGGAUAUGGUGGUUUUGGCCGGCGGUCGCGGCGGCGCUAGCCUUCCGGCUUCUCCUACUUCCUUUUGCGAAUGAACUCAACCUCGGAUCUCGGCCUGAGGUCGCCACUCCUCUUACCAGUCUUCGUCGUUUGGCGGAGGGUUACUGGUUGAAACAAUCGUCCUUAUCCCCUUAUGCAGGCUCCAUGUACCAUGGUUCUCCUUUACUAUUGAUAAUUUUUGGGCCCUUAACAGCUAAAAGAGUUGAAAGUCAACCCGCCGCAGAUUUAUACUGCAGCUUGAUUUUUGUAUUUGUAGAUUUCCUUACUUCCAUGCUUAUUCGCGCAAUUGGUCAGAAGCUUGGGCUGACGAACUACAAAAUCUUGAAGUUCCUCAAACCUUCUGAGCUAGAUGAGAGUUCAGGAGGUUUAGAGGCUGCAGAUAUUGCAUGUCUGAUUUAUUUGUGGAAUCCUUUCACAAUAAUGACAUGCCUAGGGUCUUGCACAUCACCAAUUGAUAAUUUGAUGGUUGUGCUGGCCAUUUAUGGAGCUUGCUCUCGAGUAGUUCCACUGGCAGCUUUUGGGUGGGUUAUGGCAACACACCUGUCCCUUUAUCCUGCAAUAUUGCUCAUACCAGUACUUCUUCUUUUGGUGUAUGGUCCAGAUGCUCCUCCUCCAAAAUUAUUUGUGAAGGAGCAUUCCAAUGCAGCUGGAAGUUUCGUUCGUGCCUUUUCAUGGAAACCUAUUCUGCAAUUUGCACUUUGGGCUCUUAUUUGGUCCUGCUAUAUUUUGUUAUUGAGUUGCAUUUAUCUCAAAGGUUUUGAUGGUGCAUAUGAAAUGCUUAAGAAGACGUUUGGCUUUAUUCUUACGGUGGAAGAUUUAUCCCCAAAUAUAGGUGUUUUGUGGUAUUUCUUUGCAGAAGUCUUUGACUUUUUCAGGGAUUUCUUUCUAAUUGUAUUCCAUGUGAACAUAUUAUUUAUGGUUUGCCCAUUGGCUAUACGUUUGAUGCACCGACCAUGUUUUCUAGCCUUCAUCUAUAUUACAGUCUCAUCGGUGCUGAAAUCCUAUCCAUCCGUAGGAGAUGCCGCUCUGUACCUGAGUCUUCUGGGCCUUUUUGUUGUUGAGCUAGCAGAGAUGAAAUUUUCUUUUUUCCUGUUUUGUGGAUACGUUGGAGUCUCUCUACUGAGCCCGGUCAUGCACAACUUAUGGAUAUGGAGGGGCACUGGUAAUGCAAACUUCUACUUCGCUACUGGUCUUGCAUACGCCUGCUUGCAGACUGUACUUGUUGUGGAGGUUGUAAGUACAAUGUUGAAUCACGAUAGAAUGCUGAAGAAAAAGUUGAAGAAGACAUGAAUCCUCUCCCUUGAUAGAAAACACCCACCUUUUAUAUCUAUUUAUACUGAUCAAUGGUGAGUAGAAUUUGUUUUAAUCAUCAACAGAUUUGUAGCUGUAGAUAUUUCGUUGCAUUCAGCCCUGGAUAAGUGUGGGACUAUUGAGGAAUUAUGUCAUUGGAGUCUUAAUAGAUGGUUUAAGAACUUAGAAGUUUUGUGUU